UGGGUGAACCGGAAGUGUCACCUUUAUAUUGUCACCUGCACACGAUCAAAGGCUUUUAAAAGGAUCAAUAACGUGUUUAAUAGGAUCAAUGAAGCCAAUACACAAAUCGUUAUAUAUUUGGCAAUACACUAUUUGUGUGUAGGCUCAUCGUAGCACUGAAAUAUGUCUGUCAAUAUCCUGGGAUAAAAAAUGUGUAAAUGAAAAUCAAUGUGACCGUAAAAAAUUAAGAGAAUAUCUUUUUAAUCUGUUUAGAUUUUUUGAAACUGUGCGGGAAGUGAAUGAAAGAAAAUAUUGGAUUUUAAAAGCUUUACAAAUAAGACAUAUUUGCAUUUCUAUGCUAAGGUAAACUUUAAAGUAAUUUAUUUGUACUGACAAGAACUUGGAUAAAUUAAUCAAUAUCGUCAUAUGCAGUUGUGGAUUAGAAAUCGAAUGUGAGCGACAUUGGUUUAUGAAAAGUGCAAUGAAAAGAACAGCUAAUGGAUUAGGAACGGAUUUAUUGAACAGUUGUAUUAUCUACUGACAACCCAGUUACGUCCUAGACCCAACUUAGGAACACUUUAUCAAUUAGGUAAUUAAUAAUACGAAAGACAAUUUAGUAUCGAUAUGGCUUCGUCCUUCUUAGGACCUGAAUCUCCGAGGCCGUAUGCUGUCAUUUCUGAAGGAUAUAGAAACAGACUUUGCAUCCCAACGUAUUCAAGAAGUGAGCAAUAUGACUUUGGAAAGGAAUAUGACAAUGCGUUUUAUAAUUUAUUACAGAAAUAUACCGAUUUAGACACCACGGACCGUUUUUGUUACGUGGGUGACGUCAAAGAAAAUUUUGUGGAGAAAAUUGCUGACAAGUUUUGUCUACUGGAACCUGUGAUGACUGUAAUACCCGGUCAUUACAGCUAUGUGGAGACUGACAAUCAGAAAGUUCUCUCCCUUAGAAUUGCACAAACUGGCGCCGAGGAAUAUUUCCGUCAGUUAAAGAAAAGUAAAGAUUCAGACAAACUAGUGUUUGACAAAAUUAUGUUAAAAGAUGCUAUCCGAUACUUUGAGAACCCCAAGGAGACGUAUGCGAAUAUUAUGGGAUGCUUGGCUCCUGGUGGACAACUCCUUAUCGUUCACAGACCGAGCAACCUAAAUACAUUGCCACUAUUUGGUGAUGCCAAAGAGAGGUUGGAAUCCAACGAGACGCCUUAUAUGGAUAUAAUUAAUGACUUGCAAGAAUGUAAGCUUGACAUUCAGUGGGAAAUGGAAUGCUUGCCUCUAAUAAUUUCAAAACGCAAGUGGUUUUCUAUGUUGAAGGAAAAGUUUCCGCCAAUGAUGGAAAUUAUGAGCGAUUCUGAAAUAACUUCCGGUGUGCGUGAACUAUCGGAGGGAAUUCUUAAGUAUGAAGGGGAAAAUGUUGAAUUAGUAGAUAGACUUUUAUUUAUCUCCGUUUCGAAAUCCAAACUUGAUGAAGGCUUUCCGAAGUUACACAGGUACGGACAGAGUGAAAAUGUUUUCCCUGAUUUGCAUGAUCUGAAGUUUUCAAUGGAGUUGACGGACGAAAUCAAACCAUUCGUGAGCAAAAAGAAUUACGAACAUAAAAAGCCCUGACACAAAGACGGUAGCUAGCAAUUUGUGUUCCCUAAAACGUUUGCUUUUUAAAGUUAGAUAUAAUAUUACCGAAACUUAUGAAAUUAGUCCAGUCAAAAAUUUAGAGUGGGCGAUUCACGGUCACUUAGCGCUAAAAGUGCCUUCAGCAAUAUUGUAAGCGCAAUUAAAAUUUCUACUUAUUGUCCGUUUAUUUAUAUUGUACUAGAUACCUUGCCAAGUAUGGUAAAAGCGAAUAGUUAAAUGUUACGUUCUUCUAGAGUCUUGAACAAAAGCAGUGAAAAUUUGUGAAUGUAUUUUUGGAAUAACUUCGAUUUAUUCAAAAAUACCGUUAACACAUCGUCAAUAGAUAAACAAUAAAAUUGUUUAUUAAUUUGGUAGUCGAUUGACCAAAUAAGAGUAUAAAUAACAAUGAGAAGGUCACAUGGUAUAUGGAAACAAUACAACAUGUAAAAGAAUGGUCCAAAGCGCGAAAAAGGGUUUGAAAAUCAAGUAUUAGAAAGUAUGAAGGAAACUAGUCUGGUCUACGUAAAUUAUUUUGCGAAUUAUUGAUCAAUAUUGCUAACAGAAAAGGCCUGUAAAUCACGGUUUCAAAAAAGACUCAACACCGGAGCCCUGCUAUUAAAUAUUAUGCAAUUCAAGAAGAAUCGAAUCAUUAUAAUUGGAAACACUUUGUUUUACUAUGACAAUAGUUUCGAAAAGAAAAUCGAAUCGCUUUGGUUUAGAGAAAAGGAAAUUAGAAACUGUUUAAUUUACAAGUUCAGUAGCGUGUGUGCUUACGUAUGCUUAGGUAGCUUACGGUGUGCAGCCUUGAUUAAGGACAAAAAAAUACAUGAAGUCUUUCUCAACUUUGAUUAGCGCGUGUGCUUGCUUAAGCUUAGGAAACUUAUGGUGUGCAGCUUUAAUUAAGAAAACUUUGGUCUUUUGCACUUUUAUUUAAUUAUAAAAGAAAUUAAUAAAUCUUUGCUUGCUUGCAUGUGACUGUCUGUGAGCUUCCCAGAACUACAGAGAAAUUACAAUAAAUUUGCCAUUUCCAAAUCUACAGAAUUAUGUUAAUAGUUUCUUGCUUGAACAUCUUAACCAAAACAAUGUUUACUACGCCAUUGGUCCAAUAUCCAUUGCUAAGGACGGUGUCAACCAAUCCAAACUAUUUGUUGUACUCACUUUUGAAAUUAUCACCCAAUUUCCGUAUCAUUUAUAAAAUUAUGUCUGUGAUAAAGUUUAUGCUCAGCGCUUGGUGCCAAUUUUUAUUUUUUAUAGUUACUAGUCAUUUUUGUGAAUUUAGAAGUUUGUAUGAAUAAAAAUCUUUUGUUGUGUA
Molecule: messenger RNA, 2896 nt
Organism: Mytilus trossulus (common blue mussel)
Lineage: Eukaryota; Metazoa; Mollusca; Bivalvia; Mytilida; Mytilidae
Exons: 1
Coding region: 604-1581 (325 amino acids)
Source: RefSeq, a predicted model, not a curated record